AUGCUCAAAUUCCAAUACCAGAGCCGAUUCUUUCUUCAGUUAGCUACAAAAAAAAAAAUACUAUCCGAACACGAAAAGUUCAAAAAAGCAAAUGAAGUUGCUAAAAAAUUACCAGCUUUAGCAGCUGAGGUGGGAUCUAAAUCUUAUGUAAACAGACUAAAAAUAUUAACUGAUAUUCAGGAAGCAUGGCAGAACAAUGAAGAAGUGGAAAUUAUCAGGCUAAAUAGUCAAAAUCAAAAAGUUACUAAUAAAACUUCAAGAAAAAUUAGGAAUACUAAUAACAAUAUUAGUGUCGAAAAUGAUGAUGAUAACGAUGAUAAUAAUGAGGCUGUUGGUGAUGCCAAUAAUAUUCAUGAUAAUGGUGAUAAUGAGGAUGAGAAUAAUGACAGUGAUAGUAAUGAUGAUCUUGAUAAUGACUUCAAUGAACUAAUAAAAUUUGCCGAAACUUCAGAAUCUAAUCUUGCUGAAGAUACCUUUAGAUUUGAAAAUAAUGAAGACAGUAAUACUGAAGAUCUUCAAGGGUUUCAAUCAACAGUUGGUAUCAACAGUGAUAGAUCUACGUUUGAUGUUAAUAAUAAUGAGCAAAUUACAGCAUGUACUAAAGAAUUACAGCAAUCAAAUCAAAAUAAUUGUAGACAAGCAAAUAUAGGUUCAAGCCAAAAUUGA
This is a messenger RNA of Cotesia glomerata, 666 nucleotides long. RefSeq names its product myb-like protein D. The record is from RefSeq and is a predicted model, not a curated record. NCBI's taxonomy places the organism in Eukaryota, Metazoa, Arthropoda, Insecta, Hymenoptera, Braconidae. The transcript has a single exon. The coding region runs from base 1 to 666 and encodes 221 amino acids.